AUGCCACGCUCCUCUACGCCUCCACCCACCUUCCCCUACUACCUCAUCCCCAACUUCUUCACCGCCCGCCGCCGCUCCUCCACCUCCACCACCACAACCACAGCAACCAACCAAUCCGCAACUCCGCCAUCCACCUCCCCUCCCUCCCGCCCAACCUCCUACAUCUCCCGCACCCCCACCUCCCACCUCCGCUGCACCAAAUGCCUCGCCGACCUCGUCCCCGUCUCCAACAUCAUCAGCAAAGGAUUCAACGGCCGCCACGGCCGCGCCUAUCUCGUUUCCGCCUCCCCACCUUCCGCCAUUGGCCUCACGGGGAGCGAUGUCGUCGGUGUAGGCGAUCUGCCGAACACGACUACGCAUAAACCCGUACCGAGACAGCUGGUCACAGGCGCGCAUACGGUUUCCGACAUCAGUUGCCGGGUGUGCCGGAGCGUGUUGGGAUGGAAGUACGUCGAUGCCGAGGAGGAGAGCCAGAAAUACAAAGUCGGCAAGUUUAUCCUGGAAACGAAGAGGGUGGUUAAAGAGGUAGGCUGGGACGGGGAGCACGAGUUUGAUCCGGGGAUGUGUAUGGGGACGGGCAUGGCUGGGCGAGGAGAUGAGGAAGUGGAAUUCGAUAGCCAGGAUGAGGAUGAGUGCGAGGAUCUGUUCUCUGGGUUGUGGAGUCCGGAGUUGGCGAAGGCGAGGCGCCGGAAUAGAUCCUCGGAUGCCAACGGCGCGGAUUUAGUAUCUGGUUGA
Molecule: messenger RNA, 735 nt
Organism: Westerdykella ornata
Lineage: Eukaryota; Fungi; Ascomycota; Dothideomycetes; Pleosporales; Sporormiaceae
Product: yippee-domain-containing protein
Exons: 1
Coding region: 1-735 (244 amino acids)
Source: RefSeq, a predicted model, not a curated record